UCACGUUCCCCGAAAAAAAUCUAAACCCUCCAUUUAUAAAUAACAACUAGCCGUUACCUCCCCUCCCCCCAAAAAAAAAUUCAAAUUCAAACUCUCAAACCAAAUGGAGGUUUUGAGAAGACCCCUUCAGCCCAAAAGCAGCAACAUUCAAUGGAAUCCAAAGCCGAAGCCGAUCGGGAUCGAAAAGGGUCCGGGCAAGGAGAACCAUUUGAUCGAGGCCUUCGGUCCCCUCGACGCGUCGCUGGCGGAGGAGCUGAGGGUGGCGAGAGAGAGGAGAGAGAGGCUGAGAGUUGAGAGAGAGAAGACUGAGAGGUUGAUGAGAGAGAGGGAGGGGAUAUUGGAGAGGGGGUUUAGAGAGAUGGAGAGGAGAUGGGAGGAGCAGAAGAAGAUGGAGUUGGAGAUUCAGAGGAUUAUUUGGUUUAUGGAUCUUAGAUCUUGUGUGAGAGUUGGUCCAAUGAAAUCUCUCAGAGCAGGAGAAGAAGAGGAGAGAGAUGCCAAAUUGAAGGAACAAAACUGUGCAAAAAGCAAGGGACCAGAACAGCCCUCGCUGCAGGAAAAGAUGGCAAAGAAUUAGCUUUUUUUUUCCUUUCUUUUCUUUUUUUUUUACCCCUUUCCCUCUCCGCACCAUCGUUUACACACGGAUGGCAAUUCCUGAUAUACACAGUUAUUAAUGUGCAUUCAGUCAAGAAAGCCAAAUUACUUGUCUGCCUAUCAUGACAUAUAUUUAUAUUAUAUCUCGUUGCAAGUACAAGAAAUAUCCUGAUCUUAAUGUUAAAUUAUGAUAUAAAUAUUCUUGUUUAUGCUA
Asparagus officinalis (garden asparagus) is the source of this 805-nucleotide messenger RNA. Its product is annotated as high mobility group B protein 6. Bases 104 to 574 code for a protein of 156 amino acids. NCBI's taxonomy places the organism in Eukaryota, Viridiplantae, Streptophyta, Magnoliopsida, Asparagales, Asparagaceae. The record is from RefSeq and is a predicted model, not a curated record. The transcript has 3 exons.